Syngnathus typhle (broad-nosed pipefish) is the source of this 1604-nucleotide messenger RNA. RefSeq names its product SAM pointed domain-containing Ets transcription factor-like. The transcript is spliced from 6 exons. The coding region runs from base 463 to 1404 and encodes 313 amino acids. Lineage: Eukaryota; Metazoa; Chordata; Actinopteri; Syngnathiformes; Syngnathidae. Gene Ontology annotation, biological process: cell differentiation; regulation of transcription by RNA polymerase II. Gene Ontology annotation, cellular component: nucleus. The record is from RefSeq and is a predicted model, not a curated record. Gene Ontology annotation, molecular function: sequence-specific DNA binding; DNA-binding transcription factor activity, RNA polymerase II-specific.
CUACUAAUGUAUUUUUCACUCAAACAUUGUGAUCCAUGCUUUAACUAUCCUUAAAUACAAUGUACUUUUGUCUACAUCAGAAACAUUUCUAAAAUGAUUACUAAUUAUGAUUACGUUUAAGUUUUGACCAAAUUGGCCCCUCCCUGAUUUUGUCACACCCCGUUUUACACAACUGAGAUGUCAAACUAGAAGUCAGGCACGUUCUGCUGAGGGCCAGGGACCAAACAAGGUGUCUCAGGGGUCAUCGUGGAUUGAAGCAAAACAGCUCUAAACCAACAAGAACUUCCGUUUGACACUACAGCUAUUUUUGCCGAGAGGCAAGUGAGUUUAAGGGGUCCAGAAGAGCGCAAAACCAUUUCAGGGAAGGACACAGACAAGGUGGAGCAGUUGCAUCAGGAGAGGAAACUGAUCUCCACUGGCAGCCACUUUGAGCUAACAGAUAAGACUUCCGUGCAGUUGAGGAUGGAGAGUUCAGGUUAUGAUGACAUCAUGAGCUCCAGAGGACAUUCAUCUCUCGGCCUAAGCCCCCCAUUUGACGACGAUGGAAUUCACUGGGCGGAGGAGCUCGAGGAUAUCAAACCUUCCCACAGUUUGUUGAGCCUCCCAUCUCUUAACUGCCCUACUGAUUAUGAAGAGUUAGCGAGUGAAGAACUGUGGAUGGCAGAGGCUGCCGCAAUUCCUGCUCAAGGUCUUGGACGUCCAGAGCCAAACCCGCCCACACUCAGCCCGGCUCAGAACCCUCCCAUUGACGUGCAGGGUAAAGCAGAGGACUACUGUCUGGAGCAGGUCCAAUCGAUGGUGGUGGCAGAAGUGCUAAGUGACGUCACGAAAGCCUGCAAGCUGCUCAACAUUGCACCAGACCCGCAAGAAUGGAGCUGCAUGCACGUUUACAAGUGGCUGCUGUGGACAGAGCACAUGUACGGACUGCCACAGAUGAGCGUGCUCUUCAAGGAGCUGAGUGGAAGGGACUUGUGCUCCAUGUCAGAGGCUAACUUCAGAGAACGUUCCUUGCAGUUUGGAGAUAUACUAUAUGCUCAUCUCGACAUCUGGAGAUCUGCUGCAGCAAUGAAGGACCUGUGGCCAGCAGAAGACUUUAAGUCAGCAAAUGACAGUUCUUGGUGCAAGUGCCCUAGUCAGCCAAUCCAUUUGUGGCAGUUCCUCCGGGAGCUGCUCCUCAAGCCGCACAACUACAGCCGCUGUAUUCGCUGGAUCAACAAAGAAAAGGGGAUCUUCAAAAUAGAAGACUCGGCUCAUGUGGCCAGGCUUUGGGGCAUCCGAAAGAACCGCCCAGCAAUGAACUAUGACAAACUGAGUCGAUCUAUACGUCAGUACUACAAGAAGGGCAUCAUUCGAAAGCCGGAUGUGUCACGCAGAUUGGUCUACCAAUUUGUAAAUCCUAUAUGACCGAGCUGUUUGUUGCAUCAGGUUGGCAACAAGCUGUAAAAAAUGAAGAUGUGCUGGACAUAAGCAUAAGAACUUGUAAGCUUCCUGAUGUACUUGAUAAUUUCAAUUGUAAAGACUGCCUACUAAAAUGUGCACUUCUGCCUAUUAGAAAAAAAAAAGUUUGUUUUAAAUCUUGCAUAUCACAUUCAUAAAUUCUUCCG